GUUCACUUUCCACACCCAAUCUAUAUUUUGUGAUGCAUAUCAUCCAUAUCAUAUAUUCUAACACACACCAUAAUAUAAAAAAACACUAAAAAGAAAUCAUCAAAAGCCUAUUUGAGUUUAAGACCAAACCAUAACUUAGAACACAAGCAUGUCUUGGUUAAGAAAUCUCUCAAAAUUUUCUUCCACAAUAAAACCAUCUCAAAGACCCAAUAAAACUGACCCAUUUUUCCUUUUACCAUCCUUAACUUUUCUAUCCAAGUUUAGCUCCAACCCCAUUAAGGAAAAGCCUAGUGUUAAGCCUGAUGAUUAUUCAGGCUUGGAAGCAACAAAGGCUCAUGAAAAACCAAGGGUGGUUGUUUUGGGCUCAGGUUGGGCUGGUUGUAGACUCAUGAAAGGGUUGGACCCUGAAAUCUAUGACAUUGUUUGUGUGUCACCUAGGAACCACAUGGUUUUCACACCUUUGUUGGCUUCCACUUGUGUUGGAACUCUUGAGUUUAGAUCAGUUGCUGAACCUAUUGGAAGGAUUCAACCAGCUAUUUCUAGAGAGCCUGGUUCUUAUUUCUUUCUUGCCAAUUGUACUUCCAUUGAUGCACAUAAACAUAUGGUGCAUUGUGAGACUGUAACUGAUGGAGAACAAACAAUAAAACCAUGGAAAUUUUCAAUCUCAUAUGAUAAGCUAGUUAUUGCAUUAGGAUCACAUCCUGCUACUUUUGGAAUUCAAGGAGUCAAUGAACAUGCCAUUUUUCUUCGGGAAGUUCACCAUGCUCAGGAAAUUCGUAGGAAGUUGCUCCUCAACUUGAUGCUAUCUGAUGUUCCAGGAAUUCCAGAAGAGGAAAAAAAGAGGCUAUUGCACUGUGUUGUUGUAGGGGGUGGUCCUACUGGAGUUGAAUUUAGUGGUGAACUUAGUGAUUUUAUCAUGAAGGAUGUUCAUCAAAGAUAUACUCAUGUCAAGGAUUACAUCCGCGUUACUCUAAUUGAGGCAAAUGAGAUAUUAUCUUCUUUUGAUGACCGACUCAGACUCUAUGCUACCAAUCAGUUGACAAAGUCAGGAGUUCGUCUUGUUCGCGGCAUUGUGAAAGAUGUUAAAGCUCAGAAGAUUAUUCUUAAUGACGGUACUGAGGUUCCCUAUGGUUUGUUGGUAUGGUCUACUGGUGUUGGUCCAUCACCAAUUAUUCAAUCUUUGGAUCUCCCAAAAGCUCCUGGUGGAAGGAUUGGUGUCGAUGAGUGGCUUCGUGUUCCUUCUGUAAAAGAUGUGUUUUCCAUUGGUGAUUGCAGUGGUUUUGUUGAAAGUACUGGAAGACCAACACUUCCAGCAUUGGCCCAAGUGGCAGAAAGACAGGGUAAAUAUUUAGCAAACAUGUUGAACAAAAUUGGGAAAGCAGGUGCAGGCCAUGCAAACACUGCAAAAGAAAUAGAACUUGGGGAUCCAUUUGUUUACAAGCAUCUUGGAAGCAUGGCAACUAUUGGCAGAUACAAGGCUCUUGUUGACCUUAGACAAAGCAAGGAGGCAAAAGGGGUGGCAAUGGCAGGAUUUCUUAGUUUUUUUAUUUGGCGCUCAGCUUAUAUUACGCGCGUCAUCAGCUGGAGGAACAGAUUCUAUGUAUUUAUCAACUGGAUUACAACUCUUGUAUUCGGCCGUGAUAUAAGCAGACUAUGAAUAAAGAAGUGGCAUAAGAAUGAGGAAAUUGAGACUGGGAAUGAACCUUGAUGAACAAGGCAAUGAAACUUGCAUGUUGAAAUCAAUCAAAAUUCAUUUUUCUCUCAUAGUUUCUCAUAAAUCAGAAAUGUGACCAUCUUAAGUCCUAUUGUAUAUAUUUUGCAAACCAAGAUAUCAUUUUCCAUGUUCAUAAAUAAACUAUUCAUGAAAUGUAUGAUCACAAUGAAAUCAAUUAAUUUACUUACAUGUCCAUAA
This is a messenger RNA of Cicer arietinum (chickpea), 1912 nucleotides long. RefSeq names its product internal alternative NAD(P)H-ubiquinone oxidoreductase A1, mitochondrial. The record is from RefSeq and is a predicted model, not a curated record. Lineage: Eukaryota; Viridiplantae; Streptophyta; Magnoliopsida; Fabales; Fabaceae. Gene Ontology annotation, cellular component: mitochondrion. Gene Ontology annotation, molecular function: NADH dehydrogenase activity.